Penicillium brasilianum is the source of this 2415-nucleotide messenger RNA. The record is from the annotation of a GenBank genome assembly. Lineage: Eukaryota; Fungi; Ascomycota; Eurotiomycetes; Eurotiales; Aspergillaceae.
CGUGGAUCCUCCUAGUCUUAUUGGGGUCCUUCGAUUGACCAAUGAACAUCCAUAGACCCGUUCAGACUUGGCGGUCGCGUCCGCCCAAGUCCAAAGGAAGGUGCGUUUAGGCCCAAUGAACACUAGCGAACCCCUGAACUGGUCUACGGCCAGGCACGGGGCCGGGAGCUGCUUGCUCGAUGCAGUUUAGGGAGCGACGGUUAGCGUCCGACCUGCUUCACCCUAGCUCGCGACGAUUGGUUAGAUGCGAGGAAAUCAUCAUAAUCUGCGUGCAGCUUUCCCCUUACUGUCCACAAAAAAUACGCCAAAAUACACUCGCCGUGCCCCCGGACACGCUAGUCCAUAAUGCCGCACAUCCACUGCUCGUCUGGAGUGGCGUUUCCCUUUUCCUGCUGCCUUUGUCUCUGAUGCACCCUCUUUUUCACAACCUCCUGUCCUUCGAUCUCUAUUGAAAUCCUGCUGUUGGUGGCCUUCCACCUUUCCGAUCCUUUUCCUGCGUGUGAUUCGAAUCGCACGUCCACUCAUUCAUAUCUAUAUCCUCGAGGGGUUGAUAUAGUCCCUCGUGUCCAUUCAUUAUCGCUUUCUGGUUGUAAUUGCCCCCUUCAGCAGCAAGGUACUAGGGGGAAUUAUAAUAUUGGUGUCUUUUUUAACUCAUUCGAAUACCGCUUCUUCUUCCACGAUGACGAGAUUCUGGGCCAUCGCUGCUCUCGCAGCCCUAGCCGGCUCUGCUGCCGCCCAAACCUUUACCGACUGCAAUCCCCUAAACAAGACCUGUCCCGCGGACCCGGCCCUCGGAACUGAACACACUUGGUGGUUCAACUCGACGCUCGACUCCACGAUUUGGAAUAUGAGUACUGGAUCGAUCACCUAUGCCGACGACGCUGCUGAAUUUACCAUCUCGAAGGCUAACGAGUCCACCCUUCUGCAAUCCAACUUCUUCAUCUUCUUCGGCGUGGUAGAAUCUUGGGUCAAGAUGGCCAAGGGGGCGGGUGUCGUGAGCAGUGUGGUUUUGGAGUCGGAUGACUUGGAUGAGAUCGACUGGGAAUGGGUGGGAUACAACACCAGUGCGGUGCAGUCCAAUUUCUUCGGAAAGGGUAACACGACCAGCUACGACCGUGGCGGGACACACUAUGUCGCCAAUGCGGACACCGAGUGGCACAACUACACAACUUGGUGGGAUUCCGACAAGCUUGAAUGGUGGAUCGAUGGCAAUCUCGUGCGAACUCUGCUGUAUACCGAUGCGGUCGCUCUGGAGGGUAAGAACUACCCGCAGACGCCCUGCCAGGUCAAGAUCAGUAACUGGCCUGCUGGUCAGGAGAGUGCGGCCCAGGGUACCAUUGAAUGGGCCGGUGGUUUGGUAGAUUACACCAAAGGCCCAUUCACCAUGAGUGUCCAGCGUGUCCGUGUCCAGGAUUUCCACUCUGGCAAGGAGUAUAGCUACGGCGACAAGACUGGUGACUGGAGCAGUAUCAAGGUGACGAGCGGAAACUCGACCGUCUUGGAUGAGCUCAACAAAGCCCCUGCCAAGACUCUGGCCGAGAAAUGGGCAGACCUUGGCAAUGGUGCGCACAUCGGCAUCUACGCUGGUGCCGCUGGCGCCGGUGUCCUGGCAAUCGUCGGCUUGGCACUUGUGUGCUGGCGUCAGCGCCGGAAGGGUCGUCUCGAGCAUGCUCUGGAUGACUCGCGGUACGCCAAUGAGCGAAGCGAGAUGCAGGACUUCCAGAACAACUGGAAGCAGACCGAGUGGAAGAACGGCGGCUACAGCAAAGUUAACAACUAGCUACGCUGACACCGUGUGUGUUUUUCCUUGCUCGCGUUUCCUUCGUCCUUUUAUGUUCUGCCUAUCGUCACGAACGGUUCUGCGAACCCGCCUCCAUCUCUCUCUCUCUGUGCGUGUGCUGUCCCGGUCAUCUCAGACCCAUCAUAACUCUCCGAUAUGGCGAUGAGUUUCCGCAACUCGUCUUGGGUGCUUCUUACUUCGUGGAGUCUGCGAUUGCCGGGAAGAGUAACACCCUAAUGACCGUUUCCAUCUUGUCUCAGCGUGUUGUCGCUGUUUUCCACCUGCGCUCGUUUUAUAGGUGGUCCUUGUCUGUUGAUAUCCAUUCUUCGGUUCUUACUCUUCUUCAAAUUAUCGGUCAAAAGCCGUGGGCGCUGUACAUCGUUGCCAUAACUUCCUCACUCAUCCUCACUGUCCUAUAUAGGUCACCAUUCAUUCAUACACGCCUGAUCUGUACAUAUUUCCACCAAGACAUUGGUUUUCCUCGUCAGAGUUUGUUUUGUUUUACUAACUGCUCGCACUGCCACAUUCACUUCUCAGUAAUCAUAAGACAAUAACAAGGGAUAAGUUCCCUUACAUCGAUAAAUCGAAUCUUUAAGACCCGGGUUGCUAAAAUUAGCCCCCAAGGAGCCUCGGCG